Gigantopelta aegis is the source of this 383-nucleotide messenger RNA. RefSeq lists its product as uncharacterized. The record is from RefSeq and is a predicted model, not a curated record. The transcript is spliced from 5 exons. Lineage: Eukaryota; Metazoa; Mollusca; Gastropoda; Neomphalida; Peltospiridae. The coding region runs from base 33 to 383 and encodes 116 amino acids.
CUAUACAGCCGUACAGACGGUGAUAUUUGACCAUGAGUUCGUCAGAAUUUAAGUACAGUGCCCCAUUUGAGGCAACGGAUGAAGUGAAGGCGGCAUUUGACAAAAAUGGAUACAUCAUUGUUAGAGGCAUUCUGGCGCCCGAAGAGCUGAAUAGGUUAAAGAAAGUGUUGGAGGAAAAUAAAGACAUUGAGAGUCAUCAAUGGGCGACGGAUGAUGGUGAAGGGAGAAAAUCAAGACUAACUGCCUGGCUAUAUCCAGGAAAUGACGUCACUGGGAUGUAUGCCAGAAGUCAUCGGAUGGUAGAUACAGUCAGUAAGAUACUGGUACAAGAACAGCUUACUCUACCCACAUCUGAUGAGUGUAAUGAUACUGAUAUGCUAUAA